AAAACAUGCAAAGAGCACCUGUGCAGCGCAGCUCCUCGCCCUCCCUGCUGGAGGAGCGCAACCAGCAGCUCGAGACGAAUCUGCGCUUCGUCGUCCAGCAGCUGAGCCAGCGCGCCGAGGAUGCGGUGAUGGAGCGGCUGGACGCGCUGCUCGCGCGCAAAGAGCGCGACCUGCGCCACGCGCUGCUCCGUGCGCAGGCCCGCGACCUGUCGCCCACGGAGCGGCUCGAGGAGCGGGUGGGCGUCCUCGAGCGCACCUUUGCCGCGGCGGUCGCGCUGCUCGGGCAGGCUGACGACGCGCCCGCACAAGCCGCCGCUGCCCCAGCUAGCAGCGCGGCAAGCCCCUUCAGCCCGCACCCGUGGGACUCCCGUGGCGCGCCGUACGCCUCGCCCGCGCCGCCGCCGCAGACCCCUCCGCCAGCCGCCGCGCGCAGCAGCAGUCGCGAGGCGGAGCUAGCGAAGCAGGUCGAGGUGCUGACUGCCGAAACGGGGCACCUGAAGGCCGAGGUGGCCGAGGCGACGGCCGCGGCCGACAAGGCGAGAGCGGAGGCGGCGCGGCGCGUGCACGCCGCCGAGGAGGAGGCCUCCAUCUCCAAGGCCGCCGCCGCCGCCGCCGCAGCCCGCUCGAGGGACCUGGAGGAGGCGGUCGAGGCGGCCCGCGAGGCGGAGCGGUAUGCUGGGCUGCAGGCAAAGAUGGAGGCGGCGCGCGCCGAGGAGUCGGCGGCGGAGGCCGCGGCGCUGCAGACGCGGCUCAAGCUGUCCGAAGCGGCUGCGGCGCGCGACGCGGUGUGGCGCGCCGCCCGCGCCCCUCGCUGCGCCGUGGCGGCGGAGCUGGAGGCGGCUCUCGAGGAGUUGCGGGCGGAGAGCGAGGCGAGGAGGCGCGAGGAGGCGCGCGCUCGAGAGGACACGUACACGCGCUCCGCUGUGUUCGACGAGGCGCGGUACGACCGCGCCGCCUGCGCGCUGGUGCGCACGCGACGCGCGCUCUUGGGCGGCGUGCGUGCGAGCGUCCGGGCGCAGCUCGAGACGGCGGAGGCGGGGCGGAAGUGGUGCGUUGACGCCGCCGCCUCGCGGGCAUGCGACGACGCUUUGCGGGCCGACGCGAAGCCGCUUGACUCGCCGCCCGAGGCGCCGCUUGAGUCGCCGCCGCCGUCAGAGGCGGUUGAGCCGCCCGAGGAGGCCCCGUCGGAAGGUCUUCCGGCACCGCCGCCCGAGGCUCCGCCCGAGGCGUUGUCGCAGGCGCUGACCGCGCCGCCGCUUGACGUGCCGAGCGACGCAACGGAGGCGCCUGAGGCGGGAGGGGACGCAUUCGCGCACGAGGCCGUGGACGGCUUGCCCGGCGACGAGGAUGGGCCGGAUGGGUCGGUCAAGCAGUGGAUGCCGUCUGCCCCGCCGCCAGAGCACAACAGCGGUCUGGCGCAGCUGCCACCGCUCGAGUAGCGAUCUCUGCAGACGCGCCUCGUGUGUGAUGUGCAGAUAUUGAUGUGAUUCGUGAGCGUUCGGGGGCUGGGGCUGGGUGUGGAAUUUGGCGAAUUUGGCGAACACGGCGCGUGAGAUCUGUAACUGCGGUGUGCGGAAGCGCGUGCUGCAUUUCUAUCGUUGUGCUUGCUCUAUAGCCU
Molecule: messenger RNA, 1618 nt
Organism: Emiliania huxleyi CCMP1516
Lineage: Eukaryota; Haptophyta; Isochrysidales; Noelaerhabdaceae
Exons: 6
Coding region: 6-1439 (477 amino acids)
Source: RefSeq, a predicted model, not a curated record